AUGACUGGGGGCUGGUGGCGAUGCGUCCGCGCCGACUCGGGCGAUGUCGUUGCUCCAAGCCCACGCGGUCUCACGCCCUCGCAGAUCAGCCUCUUUGUGGACGUGUUUGGCGCCGCCCUGGACAUUGACGACGACGACGCUUACGACGUGAUCGAGUUUAGCGUCCGGGCCGUUGCCGACGCUAUGGCCGCGCUUCUGCCCGCCUCGUUCUGGCCCGCCAUGCAUCGACGAGACGAGGGACUUCCGGCCAAAAUGCGCCACCAACUGAAGCUUCGCCUUGCCUCGUGUGUGUCUACAAAGCUGCCGUUCUUGGACACGACCGCAGAGCGCGUGCUCAUAGAAGCCCUGGCGCUUGCGUGGACCGACGCGGCGGCACCCGAGCGCAGCAUCGACAGUGUUUUGUCGUCCGGUGGCGCCACGACCCAUACUCUCUCCGUGCUCAUUCGAGCGGCGCUGGGUCUCCUGGACGAGCGCGAGUUGCUUCAGCGCAUUGAGUUUUCGCUCAUGGUGCGUGUUGUCAACUUUAGCAUUCCGAUCCCGUUCUCGGCCGGCCUCGCGCCAACGUUAGUGGAAGAUUUGCUCGCUGUCACCGAGGCAGCGAUCGACGCGUCGCUCGAAACCUAUUUGAGAGAGAUGCCGCCAGCGUCAGCGUUCAUUGGCCUCCUCGAAGAGAACCUCGUGACCCGCAUCCUCGCCCACAGCGCCCACCGCCCCGCCCUUGUGGCGUCGCCGCCCAACGACUCGCUUCCGAUGCGCAUCGAGCGCGCGCUUCUCUCGGCGGUCGUGACUACCUACUUUCGGCACGGCGCCGACCCGCGAAAAGUCGAGUCGAUUCUCGCGCUGUACGUCGCCCACAGCGCCGCGCGCUAUCGACGACGCGCGAGCAGUACAAGUCAACUUGUCGCGUAA
This is a messenger RNA of Saprolegnia diclina VS20, 909 nucleotides long. RefSeq lists its product as hypothetical. The transcript is spliced from 4 exons. NCBI's taxonomy places the organism in Eukaryota, Oomycota, Saprolegniomycetes, Saprolegniales, Saprolegniaceae. The coding region runs from base 1 to 909 and encodes 302 amino acids. The record is from RefSeq and is a predicted model, not a curated record.